AAUAGCUCUCUUAUACAAGGUCUUUGGAAUCACGUGUUUCUAUUCUCCAAUCUCUCGCUGUUUGUAUUUCUGCCUUUCGCGUACUUAUUCACCGAGUCCACAGGGUUUGUGGGACAUAAGAAGGGCAUAAUUGCACGCGUCUAUGAAACAUUUACAGUAUUCAGUCUUUUAGCAACGGUUGUCUUGGGCAUAACCUAUGUGCUGUCCGCCGUCAUGGAUCCGGAAAGAAUUGGAUUUUUGUCACUGCUAAAUUUGGGCAGUGUACAUCUACCAUUUCUAUACUCCUGCGUUUCAUUUCUGGGUGUGCUUCUACUUCUCGUUUGUACACCUCUUGGUUUCGUUCGUCUCUUUGGCGUGAUGGGACAAGUGCUGGUGAAGCCGCAUCUGCUUCGCGACGUCAAUGAGGAAUACCAAGUAUACUACAUGGAAAUCGCCAGUGUGAAACGAAAAUUAGCGAACAUUGAACUGCUGAAUGUCAGCAUCAGUGGCAACGGUAGCAGCAGCUUGCGUUCCAGUUUGACGCGCAGCUACACAAAUGGUGGUGCCGGCGGCUAUUACAAACAUACAUCGUUGGAGCACCUGUAUCAACGAAAACCGCUAGAUAGCCACCAAAACGAGCAUGAAAAGCUCAAUCAAAGACUGAGAGAAUUGGAGUCUGAAAGUCGAGAGCUGGAAAAGCUACGCAAGUCGUCAGCGUUUCAACGCAACUUCGUCUAUCCACUGGCAAUGCUAUCGUUAUUGUUCUUUACGGGAAUAACAGUGCUGUUGGUGGUGCAAAAUACACUGGAGUUGUUAAUUGGAAUCAAAGCAUUACCUCUUAGCAAAAGAUUGCAGCAAUUCACACUUGGCAUCACGUCGCUGUCCAAGCUCGGUCCGUUUGGCGCCGGCUUAGAAGUGUGUCUAAUAUUUUAUUUGGGAGCCACUUCGGUCGUUGGGUUCUACACGAUGCCUUUUAUGCGUCAUGUGCGCCCACAAAAACGAAAAACUUCACUCGCCCAAUUGAUACUCAACUGUGCGUUGGUUUUAAUUUUGAGUUCAGCUCUGCCGCUGCUCAGCAGAAUUAUUGGUAUUACGAACUUUGAUCUGUUGGGUGACUUUGGUGCCAUAGAAUGGCUCGGCAACUUUCAGAUUGUUUUACUUUACAAUUUGAUCUUUGGCACCACGACGGCGCUUUGUUUGGUUAAUAAAUUUACAGCAGCUGUGCGUCAAGAGUUGUGUGCGCGGUUAGUAGAGAACUACGUGCUCUUCACCAAUUACAUGUCAUUCAUUAAUUGAUAUUUAUGUCAUCGGCGCAAUCAAACCUUUUCUAGUGACCGUACCAUCCAAAUGUCGAUGAGUAAGCAACGCUUACUUUUGCAUGGCAUUAUUACGGGUUUGGGCAGUGGUUUUGUUGCGUCGCAAAUAAUUAAGCUGGUAGGUUACUAUUAUGAUAGCAAUGCAGUUGAAGCAAAUACUAACGGUGAUGUAGAGAGUUGAAGUGUGUUAGAGCAAAGCUUGGCUGCGACCCUCACAAUAGUCGGCGAUACAUUUUCCUAUUCGAUCGUAAAGAAGAGGAAAUAUAAAAAUUACCAAUCCACGAAUGCCAUUGCGACAUUAAAUUUCGGCGCAUUUCACUAUAAUUACGUAUACUUUACACAGGUGUAUAAAUUUUUAAAUGAAAUUUGCCAUAUAAACCCGUUACACUGGUUAAUCUUUUCGGUACUAAGUAUUUAUUUAUCAGAAGGAUUCUCCCAAAUUCUCUUAAACGAUUUUAUGUUUAGUCAAAAAAAAAAACGUUUUAUCAAAAAUUUAACUUAUUGUAU
Messenger RNA from Rhagoletis pomonella (apple maggot), 1802 nucleotides. RefSeq names its product protein Lilipod-like. Gene Ontology annotation, molecular function: transmembrane signaling receptor activity. The transcript is spliced from 6 exons. Lineage: Eukaryota; Metazoa; Arthropoda; Insecta; Diptera; Tephritidae. The record is from RefSeq and is a predicted model, not a curated record. The annotation marks the transcript as partial. Gene Ontology annotation, biological process: signal transduction.